AAUCAGCGGCUCGACACGCCACUGAGAAAUCCGCUUGCAUAACGAGCACAGUGAGACAGAGUAGUAGAGCGAUCUUUGUCUUCCAUGGCGACCGCGUCUGAGGAAGUUGCACCCGCCGUCGCCGUUGACGAGGCGCCGGCGCCGGAGAAGGUGGCUGAGGUGACGGAGGCGGCCGCUGUGGAGACGCCGGAGAAGGUGGAGGAGGCGCCGAAACCUGCGGAGGACGAGGCGAAGAAGGCAGAGGAAGGGGAGGAGAAGAAGGCAGAGGAGGGGAAGAAGAAGGCGAGGAAGCCGCGGAGCAGGAAGCCCAGGUCCGCCGGGCCGCACCACCCGCCCUACUUCGAGAUGAUCAAGGAGGCGAUCCUGUCGCAGGACAGCAAGGCGGGGGCGAGCCCGUACGCGAUCGCCAAGCACAUGGGGGAGAAGCACCGGGACGUGCUCCCGGCCAACUACCGCAAGGUGCUGGCCGUGCAGCUGCGCAACUUCGCCGCCAAGGGCCGCCUCGUCAAGGUCAAGGCCUCCUUCGGGCUCGCCGCGGCCGAGGAGAAGAAGGCCGCCUCCGUCGCGAAGGCGAAGGCGCCGGUGCCGGCGGCAGCGGCUCCCAAGCGCAAGAGGGCGGCUGCCUCCGCCGCGCCCGCCAAGAAGAAGAAGCCGGCGGCCCCCGCGGAGGCGAAGAAGGCGCGCGCGAAGCGGGCGAGGAAGGCGGCCCCGGCGCAGCCGAAGCCGAAGCAGCGGCAGCAGACCAGGCCCGUCCGCGCCGCCGUCGCCAAGAAGGCCGCCGCCAACAAGGCCAGCGCCUGAUGAACCGCCGCCGCCAGCUCUUUGUUUCGUUUUGGUCCCGUACGCGCGCCCCCGUGUACGCGCGUGAUCGCGUGUUGUAUUGUAAAUACCGAAACCCAGCGGGGUGUGAUGCCAAUAAGCGCGUGCUUGGAGCUUCUGCUGGUGGUGCUUGGGAGAAGAAGAUGCCGGGUGUAGUGAUGUGCUAGUUAUGUGGACUGAUGAUCAUCGUGCUUAGUUCAAAUCGCUGCUACCGCCUUUUCUCAA
This is a messenger RNA of Panicum virgatum (switchgrass), 1044 nucleotides long. RefSeq names its product histone H1-like. The coding region runs from base 85 to 801 and encodes 238 amino acids. Gene Ontology annotation, biological process: negative regulation of DNA recombination; nucleosome assembly; chromosome condensation. NCBI's taxonomy places the organism in Eukaryota, Viridiplantae, Streptophyta, Magnoliopsida, Poales, Poaceae. The transcript has 2 exons. Gene Ontology annotation, cellular component: nucleosome; nucleus. Gene Ontology annotation, molecular function: double-stranded DNA binding; nucleosomal DNA binding; structural constituent of chromatin. The record is from RefSeq and is a predicted model, not a curated record.